AUGCUUCAUAUGUCUCAGGUGCUAGAUCAUCAUCUGUCAAGCACAAACACUGAUCUUAAAAGUUGUUGGAGUACGAGCAGCGGCGAUACGAUUUCGAUGAGCAACGAUCUCAGAGCAUUGCACUCACCUUCUACCUCUUCUUCGAGCACUGCGUCUGGAUGCAGCUCUGGAACAUCUCCCAAGCAGUCAACAUGGCAACGUAACGCUUCUGAUGGUUUGAUGCAAUGUGCAAAUGGAUUUUUUCGAGAGCCAGAUCGCAUGGAAAACGGUGAAAAGAUCAAACGACCGAUGAACGCUUUUAUGGUUUGGUCUCAAAUUCGUCGUGCUCAAAUCGCAAAUCAAGACGGAAAAAUGCAUAAUUCACAGAUCAGUAAAGAACUUGGUAUCGAAUGGCGUAAGAUGAACGCUGAACAAAAAGCGCCCUACAUUCAAAGGGCCAAAGAUCUGAGGGAUGAACUAAUGCGUCAACAUCCGGACUAUGUCUAUCGUCCCAAACGCAAGCCACGUUUACGUCAGAAGUCAUCGUCGUCGGUCCGUCCUCUGAAUGCAUCCUCAUCCUCCUCAGCAGCAUCCUCACUGAAUAUCCCUCAAACCCUAACGUCAACCCCAAACAAACUUAUCCAAAUCCCAUCCACAGUCUCCAUCAAUUCACAUCUGCAAACCAUACCUCAACUCCAGUCGCAACCCAGUUCUAAUCCAGAUCCCAACUCCACAACCCAGUUCCUUCUGUCCGCUGCUACGGCUGCAGCUGCAGCAGCUCAACAGCAACAGUCUAUUCUGCUAGCUGCAUAUCAAGCACAACAACUUCUCGCUUCGUCAAAUAAAUUCAACGACAUUCACAACGACAAAAUCUUUGAUAAGAUAUCCGAGGCAACACAGAAGUACACAGCAACAGAGAACAGCAGUACACCGCUACUAACGCCAUCAGUGAAUUUAUCAGCGAUGUUGAAUCCAACGAGCGUUUCGUCGCUCGAUGACACUCGCAACUUCACCGAUGCAGUCGCCUAUUUAAAUGCACACUUCAAUCCUCUCUUCUUGCAACAACUCUCCAAUUCCUUUAUGUUGACCAAUUCUUCAUCUCAUUCACGUUCGCAGUGA
Messenger RNA from Anisakis simplex (herring worm), 1098 nucleotides. The record is from the annotation of a GenBank genome assembly. NCBI's taxonomy places the organism in Eukaryota, Metazoa, Nematoda, Chromadorea, Rhabditida, Anisakidae.